Molecule: messenger RNA, 1656 nt
Organism: Punica granatum (pomegranate)
Lineage: Eukaryota; Viridiplantae; Streptophyta; Magnoliopsida; Myrtales; Lythraceae
Source: RefSeq, a predicted model, not a curated record
AAAAAUAGAGAGAGAGAGAGAGAGAGAGAGAGGUCUUAUUGUGGGAGGAAAGGAUUCUUACUUAGAGCACAACUUCAUUUCCAGAUUCCAAUACCUUGUUUGUGUGUGUGUGUGUGUGUGUACGUGCGCGCACCCUGCUCCCAUUAACUCCCUCCUCUUCUUCCUCAUCCUCCUCCUCCUUCCUCUAUCCCACCCACCCCCCGCUCUCUCUCUAUCUUCUCAUUCUUCUCUCCAUUUCUUUAUUCCCAAUUGGGUCCCUUUGCUCUGCAGCUCUCUGAAGCUCAUUCUUCCUCUUCUCUCUCUGUCUCUCUUUCUCUCCUUAGCUCCAAUGGAGAGCCCAACAAGAAUACCUCGGACGCUCUCACCCUGCAGCAGUGGCAGGAGCCGACUCAGCACCGAUUCCAACUCCCCCGAGUUCGAGUUCUGGCGGCUCCAGGACCCCUCGCAGCAGCUCCCCCACUCCUCAGAUCUCCUCUCCGCCGACGAGCUCUUCUCCGGCGGCGUCCUCCUCCCUCUCGGCCUCCUCUCCCUUUCCCACCCCGACUCCGAACCCGGACCCGAUCCGGGGACACCCUGUCAUCCGGAACCGGAACCGGAACCGGAACCGGAACCGGAACCACCAUCCGCCUCCCUGCUAGACGAGGCCAAACCCUCCGAGGAGGCCCAGGUCGCGGCCGAGGCGGGGCCGCCCACGGCGUCGAAGCGGUGGAGGGACAUUUUCAAGAAGGCGGAGAAGAAGCCGGAAGAAGGUAGAGAGAGAUUGGAGAAGAAGAAAAAGGAGAAGAGGGGGCAGGGUGGAUCUGGCUCCCCGGAGUUGAACAUUAACAUCUGGCCGUUCUCGAGGAGCAGAUCCGCCGGGAACUGCGGGUCGCGGCCGAGGGCGGCUGCCGCCGGGGCCCGGAAGGUGAGCAGUGCGCCUUGCUCGAGGAGCAACUCCGCCGGGGAGAACAAGUCCAGGAAGUGGCCCAGCAGCCCGGGUCGGGCCGGAGUGCAUCUGGGUCGGAGCAGCCCGGUUUGGCAGCAGGUGAGACGGGCAAGCUCCGGGGGGCCCAAGAGCUCUGACCCGAUUCCUCAGAGCACCGACAAGGGUGCCAGCAAUAAGGAAGCCGUUGCAGACGGAGCCCGUCGAAGCCAGGCGGCAGGUGCUGGCAGUCGCUGGGGAGGCCGUGCUGUCAGGGGCGGAGCGAAGGCCCAGGUGCUGAAUUUGAAUGUCCCGAUGUGUAUUGGGUAUAGGCAACAUUUGAGUUGCAGAGGAGGGGAUAGCAGUGCCAUUGCUGUAGGUGCUGGCGGCGGGGCCAAGGGUGCCGGUGUAGGAGGAGUCGUGGAAGGCGGCAGUAGCGGAGGGGAGGGGAUUGUCGAAGGUGGAAGUGGAAGUAAUAAUUAUUUUAACUUGAAGAGUUUGUUUACGAAGAAAGUGUAUUAAUAAUAAUAAGUGCAUAGAAAAUCUAUCUCUCUUCUGCGGAUUAGAAGAACCCCUCCUCUGCUUUUUUUGCUGAAUAGAGUCUCUCCUCUCUUAGUUUGCCAUUUUAAGGGUUUCUUUGGUAUUUUCCCUGGAGGCCUUUCCAUUUUCAGGUUAAUGGUGGUGUAAAGUAAAUCGGCCAUAAAAGAGUCAAACUUUGAGACUUCCUAAAUAUAUGAUCUGAAGCUUUUCCUCCC